This is a messenger RNA of Notolabrus celidotus (New Zealand spotty), 696 nucleotides long. It is a transcript of the gene supt4h1, whose product is annotated as SPT4 homolog, DSIF elongation factor subunit. The transcript has 5 exons. Gene Ontology annotation, biological process: positive regulation of DNA-templated transcription, elongation; mRNA processing; regulation of transcription elongation by RNA polymerase II. The record is from RefSeq and is a predicted model, not a curated record. Bases 140 to 493 code for a protein of 117 amino acids. Gene Ontology annotation, cellular component: nucleus; DSIF complex. Lineage: Eukaryota; Metazoa; Chordata; Actinopteri; Labriformes; Labridae. Gene Ontology annotation, molecular function: RNA polymerase II complex binding; zinc ion binding.
AAAGAGGACGCCUCUGAACUGGACCUUAGUGGGGUCCUCUGGCCGUGACGUAAUUCCCUGGCGCCCUGGAAAUCAUCACAACACUAAUCCGUUUGAUAUUUCUGUAUUAUUGACGUAGUUUCUGAAAGAGCUUAUCGAAAUGGCUUUGGAAACGGUCCCCAAAGACCUUCGCCAUCUGCGAGCGUGUCUUCUUUGUUCUUUAGUGAAGACUAUUGACCAGUUUGAAUAUGAUGGCUGUGACAACUGUGAGUCUUACCUUCAGAUGAAGGGAAACAGAGAGAUGGUUUACGAGUGCACAAGUUCCUCAUUUGAUGGUGUGGUGGCCAUGAUGAGUCCUGAAGACAGCUGGGUAGCUAAAUGGCAGAGGAUAGGGAACUUUAAACCAGGUGUAUAUGCAGUCUCAGUGACAGGCAGACUACCUCCAGGUGUGGUGAGAGAGCUGAAGAGUAGAGGAGUGAUCUAUAAGUCCAGAGAUACAGCAGUGAAGUCAUGAACCUGACUGCCGCCAUACUGCCAACUGAGGGACAACAUUUGAGUAUGUCUGUGAUGUCUUAUGGAUGUGAUUUCAGCUGUUUAAAUCUUGCUGUUUUUUUGUUAUUAUGAUCAUUGGUAUGGGAGAGAGUGGAUGUUUUUCAUUUCUUAUGUUUCUUUAAAUGAUUGAGGAAAAUUAAAGUUAUGUUUUUUGUAAGAAAGGUG